Mucor velutinosus is the source of this 2031-nucleotide messenger RNA. RefSeq lists its product as uncharacterized. The transcript is spliced from 3 exons. The record is from RefSeq and is a predicted model, not a curated record. Lineage: Eukaryota; Fungi; Mucoromycota; Mucoromycetes; Mucorales; Mucoraceae. Gene Ontology annotation, biological process: nucleotide catabolic process. Gene Ontology annotation, molecular function: hydrolase activity. Bases 1 to 2031 code for a protein of 676 amino acids.
AUGACAGUAGUAGAGCUAGAACUUAUACACUUCAACGAUGUGUAUCACGUAUCGCCAAGCAAGGAUGAGCCUGUUGGUGGCUCCUCCCGUUUUGUAAGCAAGAUAAACCAAAUUUUGACAGAAUCCACCGCUCAAGACAAGCCCAUGGUUUUGUUCUCGGGGGAUGCUUUCAAUCCGAGUCUAGAGGGAACCAUCACUCGUGGUGCUCAUGUUCCAGAUGUCUUGAAUCAGUGCCACAUCACUGCUGCAUGUGUAGGCAAUCAUGACUUUGACUUCGGUAUGCCCCAGCUGGAGAAAUUGAUAGGACGCACUGAAUUUCCAUGGUUACUGUCCAACGUGCUCAAUAGCGACAAGAGUGCUUCGUCUGACAAGAUUAAGCGAUUCGUUAUUACCGAUCACAGCGAACUACGCAUCGGCAUCAUCGGACUAGUAGAAAAGGAGUGGAUACAAACCAUCCCAUCAUUUCCACCGGAACUGACGUACUAUGACUUUGUGCAAGUAGCGCAAGAUCUCUCCCGACAACUAAGAGACCCAAAUGGGCCUUACAAGGUGGACUUGGUCAUUGCGCUGACACACAUGCGGGUUCCUAAUGAUAUCAAGCUAGCAAAAGCCUGCCGACAUGACAUUGAUUUGAUUCUGGGAGGACAUGAUCACUUUUAUUACAUUUCGAAAUCCAUUGAUAUUGUUGGUGACAACUGGAGUCGAGACAAAAACUUGAGCGAUGUUGGCUUUGACCCUGAGGAAGAGCAAGUGGACUAUCCCAUCCGUGUCGUCAAGAGCGGCACUGAUUUUAGAGAGCUGUCGUGGUUGAAACUGAACAUUGAGACCAACGCAGAGGGGAGAAAGUACAUUCAGCACAUGACAGCACAGCGGGAGAUCAUCACAUCGGAUAUCAUGCCAGAUGCAGAGACAGAGCGCUUAGUGAAGCAAGUAACAAAGCAAGUGGCCUCCAAGACAUCUACGCCCAUUGGCUACACCACUGUGCCUUUGGAUGGUCGUAGCAUGUCUGUCAGAUCAGAGGAAACCAACCUUGGAAAUCUGACAGCUGAUCUCAUGGUGGGCUUCUAUCGAGCCUCUUCUUGUCCUCCUGUGGAUGUCGGUUUCUGCGUUGGUGGAACAAUUCGAAACGACAGUGUCAUUGAAGUAGGUGAAAUUACGCUGGGAGACAUCCUUACAGCCUUUCCAUUCCUGGAUCCUGUUGUUGUUAUCCGCAUCACUGGCAAACAGCUAUGGGAUGCGCUUGAGAACAGUGUGUCUGAAUAUCCCAAGCAAGAGGGUCGAUUUCCUCAAUUGUCUGGCGUUCGCCUCGAAUGGAAUCCUGAUGCGCCAUCUGGAAACAGAGUGCGCCAAGUGUAUACAGUCAGAAAAGGAGCUCAAGUUGCACCCAACAAUGGGCGUCGUCGCUCACUGACAUUUCCUCAUAUGGUGGAUCCCGGGGACAAGUAUCAUCCAUGCAACAUGGAGCCGCUCGACAUGAACAAGGAAUACGUGGUGGCUACGCGUGCCUACUUGAUUGGCGGCUACGACGGAUACACAUCGCUCAAGGUGCCUAGCGACAGAAUCAUCGUUGACGAGGAGUCUGGUGUGCUGAUCUCCACCAUGUUUAGAAAGUUCUUUUUGGGUCUCAAGUACAUCAAUGCCUUUCGAGAAUACCAAGCCAAACAUGCGCAUCGCAAGGACCGCAUCCAAGGCCUUGUAGCGUCAGCAGCUGCACAUUGGCGUGAUUUAGCUUUCCAAUUCAAGCGACACAACCAUCCAAAUGAUGGCCGAAGCUGCGACUGUGAAACCAGUAGUCAAGAUGGCCAGUCUUUUCUGAAUAGCGAUAUAAAAGAACGUGCCAAUUACCACAUUUCCAAGCAAGGUAUUCAAGAUGCAUUUGUGGACUCCAGCAAGGGCCAUCCCAGUUGUAUCCCUGCUGAGGAGGACGAGGACCAAAACGCAUAUAACAAGGACAGUGACCUCACGUGGGUCAAGCGAUGGGCUAGUAUCUCUCCCACAGUGGAGGGCAGAAUCGUACGAGUGAGCGAUUAG